CAGGGCUCAUUAUGACAAUACUAAAAAAUCAUAUACGAUCUAAACACCUCAAGGUUAGAAAGGAUGUUGACAAAAUAAUGCAAAAUCUUAUGGCACUUUCUCUUGAUGGCAUGGAAAGAGGAAUAGUGGUUUUCACUAAGUAUGAUUUUGAGAAACAUGAUUUAGAUAUUGAUGAUAUCAAAGAUCUUGUCAUCAGCGUUCCGACUCCAGACAAAAACAUUGUGUGUGAUCAGAAUUUAUUGGAAGAGGAUUAUUCAUUUUUCUUUGUUCAUCAGACCAUUCAGGAACUCCUUGCGGCAUGUGAAAUGGCUAAUCUUAAUUUGUUGCAGUACAAAGAACUGAUUGACAAACAGAUCCACACUUCCAAAUAUGGUGUUGUUCGACAAAUGUUAUGUGGGUUACUGUUUAACAAAAGUACAGCAAAAAUGAGUUUUCUCAAGAAUCACUAUAGAGAUGACUAUAUCAUUGAAACAAAGCAAGAGUAUUUGCUGGAUUCUCUACGUAAGGAUUUGAAUGGUGGAAAUAUUCCACCAAUGAGAAUGCUCAACAUUUUGAUCUGUCUUUGUGAGUGUGGAGCUGACGAAAGAAUUGUGCAGUUGGCUAAGACAAAUAUAAAAAAAAUCUACUUAUCUGGAAUUCCGCUCACAACAAGUGAUCUUCAUGCAUUGGGAAGCGUUACCUAUCAUUGUGAUCGACUCAGUAUAAUGGCGUUGGACAAUUGUCAAUUGAAUACUUAUGACCUCAAAGUUUUAUCAGAUGAACUUGGAGAUUCAGAUGUAGAGAUUACAGUGUUUGAUGUGUGCUUCAAUCGCAGUCUUCUUAAAAACAGCAUGUAUUACUUGCACAAAAUCUGCAUUCGUGGCCAAGGAUUGAAUUAUUGGCAGUGUGGUUUCAGACAAAGUGACAUAUUAGAUUUUGAUGAAAAGACUGCGAAGAAUGCUGCUUUAGAUGUUCAUGAUGUAACAGUUCAAGGUGCUACAGAAAAACAGCAAAUUAAAACCAUGCUACAAGACCAGAAAAUACUUGAUUUCAGCGACUACAACACACAACAUCACUUUCCAACAUUAGAAGAAUUGAUUAUCGAAGCAAAUACAAAGGACAGUGUCAACGUAAGUUUAACAGAAUAUGAAAGAAAUUCGGUUUUAACAAACCUUUGCCAGUUAUUGAACCAAUGUAUCAAAAUAGGAGAGUUCAAAAUAUCUGAAUGUGAGUUAACUGAGAAUCAACUUGAACAAAUUAUGCAAGCUAUUCCGGAACAAGAGAUCCAGAUGGUAAACGUGUUUCUGACACCAGAUAUACAACCAAAUGGAUGGAAAAUAAUUGGCGAAAUCACUAAAACCUUCAAAGCAAAAACUCUUGCUGUUACAUCUUGCUCAUUGACGAAAGAAAAGCUUGCAGAACUUAAAUUAUCUCUCGGCCAGUGGACGAUAGAUAGAUUUGACUUGAGUCGAAACAGCAAUAUGGAUGUAAGUUGCCUGAAUCAAGUGGGUGAAAUUAUUCGAAAUUGUGCAACAAAUGAUCUGGUCAUGGGAUACUGCAACUUGACCAGUAAUCAGAUGAGCAGUUUAAAAGCCUCCUUACAUGGUGAAAAUGGACCAGCAAAAUUACACAGAAUCGACAUAAGUGGUAACGAUAAUUUAGGGGUUGAUGGUUUCAAGGCACUGGGACAAAUUUCUGACAUGUGUGAAACGAAAGAGCUUGAUGUUAGUGAAUGUGAUCCAUCACCACAGGAAAUCAGAAGUUUUAAAGAUGCAGUAAAUACUGAAAAGCUUACGAAACUGAACGUGAGCAGAAAUCGGAAUAUGGGAGAAUGGGGUCUUUAUUACAUUGGGGAACUCGUUGGAAAAUGUAAAUUGAAAACUUUGUUUGUUCGUCAAUGUGAAUUAGAAGAGAAAACUCUUGCAAAAUUUGCAGAAGGCAUGAAGAAAGCAAAGAUUGACUUGCUCAGUUUUGGUCUGUAUUUUAUGAAGCCGAGAAUAACAACGCAAGCAGAAAUAGACAUUUUACUAAACUUGUUACCAAAUGUAAAUAAAGAACUAACAUUGGACGCAUGGUCUUUUGGAUCACGUAAAAAGGAAUAUGAGAAACUACUGCAGGACGAACUAGACAAACUUGAAUUCAUUGAGCCAGGAGUCAAAAUUGUCUUUGAACGAGGUCAGGAACGAUAUGUACAACAAAGGAAACCUAGCGCUUGAAGUCGAAAAAAAUGUGACAAUUCCACUAAAUGGGAUAUAUCUGAGUGUAGUGUUCUUUGUUCACGUCAUUUUUAAUCUGUGACUCCGCCAUGAUUUAAUUUCAUAUAAUACAUUUUUCAAUUUUCAAUAAAUAUUUCAGUAAUUAAAUUAUUUAUUUUUUAAUUAUCUUCCAGGUUUUUGACUAACUUUUCUUAACAUAUAUGUUUUAUAAUAAACACAUAUUUUACUUA
Molecule: messenger RNA, 2425 nt
Organism: Styela clava
Lineage: Eukaryota; Metazoa; Chordata; Ascidiacea; Stolidobranchia; Styelidae
Source: RefSeq, a predicted model, not a curated record